UAUCUGGCACAAAGGUUGUCUACCAGUGUGUUAGUGUGACAUAUCCCUGGAGCUACACAAUGAUGCUGCUCAACAAGGUUCUUAAAGCCAGUGUGCGGACUGGGAUUCGGCUGCAGAGUUCCAGUGCUUCUGCGGCCAGUGCUACAGCUUCUCACAGCGCGUCAUCCUCUGGCUUCUCCUUUGAGCUGACAGAUCAGCAGAAGGAGUUCCAACAGCUGGCGAGAAGGUUUGCUCGUGAAGAGAUCCUCCCUGCUGCACCUGUUUAUGACAAGAGUGGAGAAUAUCCUUUCCCCGUCAUCAAGAAAGCAUGGGAGCUUGGUCUGAUGAACAGUCACAUUCCACAGGAAUAUGGUGGAAUGGGCUUGUCGAUCUUUGACAGCUGCCUCAUCACAGAAGAGUUGGCUUAUGGCUGCACAGGAGUACAGACCGCUAUCGAAGCAAACUCUCUGGGACAAAUGCCUGUCAUUAUUGCUGGUAAUGAGGCUCAGAAGAGUAAAUACCUUGGAAGGAUGAGCGAGGAGCCGCUUAUGUGUGCGUACUGUGUGACGGAGCCUGGGGCGGGCUCUGAUGUGGCCGGCCUCAAGACUCGAGCUGAGAAGGUCGGGGAUGAGUAUGUUGUUAAUGGGCAGAAGAUGUGGAUCACCAAUGGUGGGAAAGCUAACUGGUACUUCCUCCUGGCCCGCACUAACCCAGAUCCUAAAUGUCCAACCAGCAAGGCUUUUACUGGCUUCAUUGUGGAUGCUGACACUCCAGGAAUUCAAGUAGGAAGGAAGGAGAUGAACAUGGGCCAGAGGUGCUCUGACACCAGAGGCAUCACCUUUGAGGAUGUGAGGAUACCAAAAGAGAACGUCCUGAUCACAGAGGGGGCUGGCUUCAAAAUUGCCAUGGGUGCCUUUGACAACACCAGACCACCAGUGGCAGCAGGAGCAACAGGCCUGGCACAGAGGGCCCUUGAUGAAGCUACUAAUUAUGCACUCGAGAGGAAAACCUUUGGCAAAGUUAUUGCUGAGCACCAGGCCGUGUCCUUCCUCCUGGCUGAGAUGGCGAUGAAGGUGGAGCUGGCCAGGAUGGCCUACCAGCGGUCCGCCUGGGAAGUGGACCAAGGCCGCAGAAACACCUACUAUGCCUCCAUUGCCAAGGCCUUCGCUGGAGACAUCGCCAAUCAGGUGGCAUCUGACGCUGUUCAGAUAUUUGGCGGCAACGGCUUCAACAGCGAAUACCCAGUGGAAAAACUGAUGAGAGACGCCAAGAUCUACCAGAUCUAUGAGGGCACAGCUCAAAUCCAACGACUCAUUAUUGCCAGAGAACACCUGGGAAGAUCCAAGAAAUGAACUCUACACACCUGAUAUGUCAUUCAGUUGUACUUCAUUGCACUGGCGGACUCAGGAUGUUUGAGGGGCAGGGGUGCAAAAUAAUAAAAGAGGUACCUGCUGUAUGCAGUGGGGCAUAUUAUCACGUUUUGUCCACUAAAGGGGGAACGUGGAGGGCACUUAAUUAUGUUUUAUCUAGUGCAGGGGCAUCCAAGAGGCGCUUUUGAGUUUUUUUAACCUGAAUAUGAGGGCACCAGGGCAAUUGCCCCCCUUGUCCUCAAUCCCUCUGAGUCCACUAGUGCUUUAUUUUAACUUCUUUUUUUUUAAGCCUUGUUUUAAUCACACUGAUCCAGACUCUCAACUGGUAGACAGCAGUCCACCUUUCUAAUCAGAACAUCAAAACUUGUCAAUAAAACCUGUCCCAUUUAUUUUUAUAAGUGUUUUCCAAAUGCAGCAGUGUGGUGGCCUUAUUCUGUGACUAAAUGAGCUGAGAACAACUACAUUCAUGACCAUGUGUGGUCAGACUCCAGUCUGUAGAUUGUAAAUCUUUGCAGCCAGGCACAAACAUUAACUGAAAAGUUGUCUAUCUCAUGUAACAUUGGUGUCGGUUUUUGAGCUCGGGAUGACAAAGCUGAACAUAUUUGACUUAAUAAGUUGACAAGAAUAGCUCAGUCACACACCGUCCUAUAUAUUUAAUUUAGUGAGGCUAGUUUGUCUCAUUCUGGGGAGAAGGAGCAGGUUCAGACUGACCCUAUGCCUUACACUGUGUUUGUGUGUGUUGCAACUCUUUUAAUACAGUCUUGAUUUAUUCUUGAUUUUGAACUUGAUUUUAUUCUCUAUGCGGUUCCAGUAAAAGCAUGUAAAAUCAAACAUGAUGAGGAUUGUUUUUCUCAAAAUUGUCUGAAAUGUCACACGACAUACUUGGUGUUUUGUUAUCCCUGCUGACCUGCACCCAUUAAUAAAAUACCCAUAAACUUCAGACUUUGUGGAUGCAACUUUAAUUUUCACACAAUAGGACCAAGUAAAUUUUGAUUAUGUAUAAAUCCAUCAUUCACCAGAAUAUGUUAUAAACAAAGGAAUGUGUCUAAUAGUUUGUUUAAUAACUGUACAGAUGCAUGUCUGAAAAUAAUUUUCUGAUUUAGAAAUUGGCUCUUUAUUUCUACCUCACUACUCGGUAUCCAACUGAGAAGCAUCAGCUUUUCACAUGAUCAUUGAGAACCUCUGUAGAAAAUAUGGAUGGAUGUAAUAUGAAUGUACAGCAGGUGGUGGUUCUGUUGUUGCUGUAAAGCGCAUUACUUUUUCCCAACACACAUGACAUAAUGGCCUGAAGUCUGUAAAUUCUCAGUUUAAUAAAUUAUUCAGUCUACAACUGAUUGUGGUUUUAUAUUGUUUUUGUGUGUGGACAUUAAUACAAUUUUAAAGGUG
Molecule: messenger RNA, 2735 nt
Organism: Centropristis striata (black sea bass)
Lineage: Eukaryota; Metazoa; Chordata; Actinopteri; Perciformes; Serranidae
Gene: acadm
Product: acyl-CoA dehydrogenase medium chain
Exons: 12
Coding region: 60-1331 (423 amino acids)
Biological process (GO): fatty acid beta-oxidation; medium-chain fatty acid catabolic process
Cellular component (GO): mitochondrion
Molecular function (GO): flavin adenine dinucleotide binding; medium-chain fatty acyl-CoA dehydrogenase activity
Source: RefSeq, a predicted model, not a curated record